This is a messenger RNA of Patiria miniata (bat star), 4934 nucleotides long. RefSeq lists its product as uncharacterized. The transcript has 18 exons. The record is from RefSeq and is a predicted model, not a curated record. The coding region runs from base 130 to 3687 and encodes 1185 amino acids. NCBI's taxonomy places the organism in Eukaryota, Metazoa, Echinodermata, Asteroidea, Valvatida, Asterinidae. Gene Ontology annotation, molecular function: protein binding.
CAACACUCUACCAGAGCUACAAGCCUCUGUCAAAACAAACCAACCCCUUGUCUUAGUAUUGAAAUCUUAAAAGCUAUCGCAACUUUUUAGUUCAAACUUAUUCUUCUAGAUGUUAAACACCCUCCAAAUAUGCACGAGAAACGAGCAGAAGGCUGCAUUGCAAUUGUAGUCUUUUGCGUUAUUGUGUACUGUGCGGGUUUGGGCUCGGAAGGCAUGGAAGCGUGCGAGGUGUGUGAAUGCAUUCACAGUCUUCGCAUAGUCAACUGCAUGGGUAGAGGCCUGACGGUGUUACCUACGGGGAUCCCCAACGACACCAAAGUACUAAAUCUGGGGGAAAAUGACCUACAGAUGAUACCAUACGAUGCACUGCUAGAUUUGAAAUCGCUUAUCGUGCUCAAUGUGACAAGCAAUCGUAUUUCUUCGCCCUUUGAGGUACCCGAAUCUCUCAGACUCCUCUUUGCCAAUGGGAAUAAGCUGGAAGACAUAAAGCCCAUGGUGAAAAAUGGAAUCAACCUGGAGGCAGUGAAUUUUCCUAACAAUAAUCUGAGAGUCAUCGAGACCGAUACCUUCAAAAGAUGCCAAAAAUUAACGAGUUUGCAUUUAUCGAGCAAUCACAUCAUGGAAUUACAACCAAGAAGCUUAGCAGGACCACCCAACAUUGAUUCAAUACGGCUUGGCGGCAACGAGCUGGAAGAGAUACCGACCGGACUGUUCACUGACCCUUCGUUACAGCGUUCUGACUUGGAAAUUGAUAUUCUCGAUCUGGCAAGCAAUAGGAUAAGGUUCGUCGCUUCUGGGGCAUUUCAAGGCGUGAAAACAUUCCGUUCAGUGCAAUUGUUUUCCAACAACCUUGUAGGCCUUCCGGGAGAUAUGUUUGCAGCCUCGACACGGAUCGAUCAAUUACAAUUGUCCAGCAACCGGCUCGUUUCUGGCGGUCUACCGGAGGAACUGUUCGUCAACACGUCCAUAUAUGGAUUACUGGAUCUUUCAUCUAAUCAGCUGACAACUAUCCCAAGCAGACUGUUUCGGUCGCAGUCCGAGCUCAAACACCUCUACUUAUAUCGCAACCAGAUCAGUACUCUCAACAGGGAAGCUUUCCAGGGGAUGACAGCACUCGUAGAACUAAUGAUGUUUGACAAUCCAGUAACCUAUUUGCCGAACUGGGUCUUCUAUGAAACAAAUCUGAUGAACCUAUAUAUGUUUCAGACGAAUCUGUCAUCGGUCGGAUCUAGAUCUUUUGCAACCGCAGGUAACACCCUGACACAAAUAUCGUUGUAUGACAGUAAACUGGAGGAGAUUUCAGAUUCAGUGUGGCAAGACCUGGGUACCGACUGUUACACAGCCAUCGACAACAGUUUGAAGUUUGCACCAAGAAUAAAUCGCACCGACCUAAACAUAGAAUUGGUUGGUGAAGGUUUCGCCCAGCCUAUCGAUGUGCCGAAAGAUGUAGCGAAACAACUAGCCAAGUCGGGAUUCAAUUGCCAGCUCAAGGGCCACACGUGGCAAUGCACACCAUGCCCACGAGGUCACUACGGGACUAAAUGGUUCACAGAUCCCGAUGGCAACAGAUGCAUUGCCUGCCCUGCAGGUGGAUUUUACCAAAACAAGACCGGGCAGGUUGUUGUCGGUACUCAGUCGAUGAAUUGUCAAACGUGCAACAAUGGAACCUUCGUCACCCCGGCUGCUCACCCAGGUAUCAGUCCUGCAGAUUGCACGGUGUGUCCUACAGGCACUAAUAAAAGUCUCCAUGCAGGUUUCCGCGCCUGUCCGUGUGUGGAUAACUACUACCGUAGAGAUCGGUUUGGUGAGUGUUACCAGUGUCCAGUGGCGGGAAUCAACUGCUCAGGAGAGUAUCAACACCUCCUGCCUGGCUUCUGGUGGACCUGGGACUGGGGAUCGUCCGACACCUUCCAGUCUUACAAGGACUUUGUCCGCAACGUGCGCACGCACUCGGACUCAUAUCACCACGGGACAGAGUCGUUUCUGGAGAGUUUUCCGAGAGCGCACUCUUGCCCUAGAAAGGAGUCGUGCUUGAAUGCUGGAGACGGCAUCAAUGCCACUUGUGACAAUGGCUAUGAGGGCUGGCUGUGCUCCGAAUGCAGUAAGGCGUACUACUCCUGGUUCGAUCGGUGCUUUCAGUGCCCGACGUUGUGGUUUUUCCUGCUUGAAGUGGUAGGAGUCAUCUUGCUCAUCGUUCUAGUCAUAGCUCUGAUCGCUUGGGACUUACACAGAAACCGAGAGAGCGGACGCUCUGCCACCAGUCUCUUUCUUGCCAGAGGUAAAAUUAUGUUGGGUUUCUAUCAGGUCAUGGGCGAGAUAUUUUCUGACCUGGACGAAAUUCCUUGGCCGGAUUCCUUGAAGGAUGUCGGUUCUUUUGUGAAACUCCUGGAGGUUAACAUCAUGCAGUUGAUCAUCAGUCCACGCUGCUACUUUCCUGAUUUCACUUACCCUAACAUAUACAUUGAGUUUAUAGCUGGACUUGGCUUCGUGAUGGGGGUCGUGUUGUUGGCAUGGUGCUUCUACAUCGUCGCCGCCUGCUAUUUGCUGGUGAAGAAAACACCCGUUGUAAGGCGCAGGGAGGUUCUGUCGAGUACAAGGCAGAAUUGCUACCUAUUUGUUGUCAUUCUGCUAUUUGUUUCUUAUCCUGGGUUGUCUAGUGUUGUGUUCACGCUCCUUCCCUCAGGUUGCAACCUUUUCUACCUGGAUGAGAACGACGCAUUUAACGUCACCAGACUUCGAUCCGAUUACUCUAUCAACUGUGAGACGCAGCAGCAUGUUCACUUUAUCCAUGCAGCCGAAGCUAGCCUUUGCUAUGUUGUUGGCUUUCCACUCGUGUUAUUGCUUCUGCUAUUGUGGGGCAAACGACGAAAACAGAACACGGAGGCAUGGCACCUGGGCUGUGGAAGUCGGUGGGAUGCAUCGUUUGAAAGUGGAUUUGAACGCGGUGAUGAGCACAGCCCGCUACAUUUGUCCGGGCAGGUUCCGAGGUAUCGCAGCAUCAAUGCGACAAAUGGGCAGUCCGUAGAUGAUAACAGUUCAGUUGUUUGGGAACCAGACGACCCACCACUUACCGCUACCGGAGAACAAGGCCGCAACAAGAUCAGCUGGAAGAGCUUCCUAUGCGAAAACUACAAGCCGCAGUUCUGGUACUGGGAAAUCGUCGAGCUCGCCCGCAAGAUCGUCCAAACGCUCUUUGUGUUGCUGUAUGGUCCUGACGACCACUUCACCAUGUUUGCAACCAUCGCCAUCUCUGUUGGUUUCCUGCUCAUCCAUGCCUACGUCAAGCCCAUGAAAAACGCAGCAGAGCACCGGCUACAGAUGUUUUCUCUGGGGGCCAUCUUCUUGAACCUGUUGACGGCUUCAAUGCUUCUGCUACCUAGCGACGAGCACAGCCAAUCAAGAGAAAAGAGGAUAAGUGCUCUCGCCGUCUUCCUUGUACUGUUGAACCUCAGCAUCGUUGUUUUUGUAGCAGCGAGCCUUGUCUGGAGCGGAGUAAAGACUUUGUGGCAGCUGGGAUGUUGCGGUCGCGUGCUAGCAGGGCUUCGCAGGUUCCAUCAACGACCGCGCGGGGCAACCGUACACAGCGAGCAAUACAGCACCCAAGAGAACGCGUCCUUGCUACCUGCCAUACAGACACCUUACGCUGAACUCAUUGGAGAGCGCGGGAGAGGGCUGGAUACCCAGUAGUUAAUCCUCAGCAACAGUGUUUGCGGUAGCCUUUUGAGAUACUUACGGAACAUCCGCCGGAUGGCUGCAGUCGUUUUAAUAUUAUUGAAUAUCGUAGCAAUAAUAUACUCACUAUUCAAGAAAUGAAUUACAUCACUACUGUAUAACCCAUUAUUAUACUGUCAGCUUUCUUACCACACCUGAGACUGACAAGUUGAGAGGCGCGCGGCCCAACACACUCACCUCCACGCAAGCGCAAUAAGCAACGCGGUGUACAUGAUAACAUUUAUAUGCAGCGCGGUGUAUAUAAGGUAAUUAAGAUGGAACGUAGUGUAAGGUAUGUUAAGAGUCAUUUUGUGUAAAUACUUCAUAUAAAUGUCUAAGGUUAGAAAAAAAUCUUUUCUAUUCUUUGUGGGACGAAAGUACUUGGGGAGUAAGAAACCAUAAUAUCCUUUUUAAAUUAAUAUUUUGCAUUAUGUGUCUUUGGCUAGUUUUGGGCCAUUUUGGGGGCUGCAAAAAACUGACUUUUGGUGAUUUUGUAAAAGGCUAUCCAGCCAAAAUGGAAAAUAAUUUCACUUAACUACUUAAAUCACUGCACGGCACUGUCCUUUACCUUUUGGAACACCUCCUUGUAUUGAUUUUAAACACUUCCAUACAGCUGGAAAUUGGAACUUUUAAUUUUUUUUAACCUCAAACAGAAUAAACUUUUCAGGCCACUCAGAAUAAUUUCUCUUGGGGUACAAGUAGAAUGAACAUUGGUCUUCUCAUAUCCGGUGAGAAACCUUUGGAGUAUUGUAUACUUUUGGCGUAGAAUUGUUCCAAAUAUGGUCAUUUUUGUAAAAGAAAAAGGGGACAAAAGUCUUAGCGUUUUUCCUUUAUUUUGAGUCAAAUUCACAAACAAUGAUGCUCUGACUGUUUCUAAAGCCCUUCUCAAAGACAAAAAGGUGCAAGUUGUAUCACUGAAAAAGUCCAGUGGUGAACGGACAUUAUUUUCCCCUUCCCCCAUGCCCCGCCCCUUCAUCUCUUUAUAAAAUUGACAUUUUCUUGUAAAGUAUUGCUGCUUUGUGUAAUAAAAUAUUAUAGUCGGGUUGUUAGGUGACAGAUUUGUGCACAUGUGGAACUAAAGCAUAAAACUUCGCAUGUUAUUUGUUCACGACUUCAAGACAGUUUUCAGAUGUGGAGGCAUUUCAAAUUUGACCUCUGAUGACCUUUGUCAUACGUCUUCAAGUCAUGAUUAUAAUGAAGGUGUGAAACAAAAAUCAUAUUUG